This is a messenger RNA of Chara braunii, 3315 nucleotides long. Lineage: Eukaryota; Viridiplantae; Streptophyta; Charophyceae; Charales; Characeae. The record is from the annotation of a GenBank genome assembly.
UCAGCGGGUGCAAUUCACACUCUGAGAGGGCUCUCUGUCUUGUGCAAGAGGUGACACGUGGCAGUCAUCCUGCACAGCAGGUACUGGUUCUCCCAGUUUGGGUGAUAAAAGAAUUAUUGGCGCUUUGGCUGCAAGAGGGGAGCAUACAUCCACGGAGAGGAGAGCAUAUAUCCGGUGGGCACUUUUGCGGCGAGGAAAUGGAGGACCGAGGGAAGAGGUCACGUGGCAAGCAAUGAUGUGUAAAUAAUAAAUAUUAUGUUAUCCGGUGCACAUGGAUAAUGCCUUCUCUAUCCACAUUGGUUUUUGGUUUUGGAUAAGACAAGUUCUUUUGGAUAAGACAAUUUUUGAUAAAACAAGUUCUGUUUGGUUUUGGAUAAGACAAGUUCUUUUGGUUUUGGACUAGACUAAGUUUUUUUUUGGACAAGGUGGUAGCGAGCAGUUGCAAGAGUUUGUCUUGCAAAAGUGAACGCGUUGUUGCUCGGCUCAAUGGCUCAUCAACAAGAUAGUUUUCAGGAGGUCAUGCGGAUGAUGAAUGCCAGGUGUCUAUUUCCUAAAGCGGAAUGGUUGACUGCUUCACUAGAUUUCCUGAAGCGGAAUAAUCCAGAGUUCCCUAGAUUGCCACGUGGCGACCAGGUGGGGCUCUGCUGCGAGCUGUUCCUCGUUAGCGACAUGAAGGAUUCUUCGGCUGGUUGCUUGCCACCUGGCGUUGCGUCUCUCCAUAAAGAGAAGCUUCAAGGAACUUUUGUGGUGCAGGUUAAUGAAGUCUCUGACAUUGGCGUGCCAGCGAGGGAACGAUAUGAAACUGAAAGUGGUGGACCUAACCGUUGUUUGAAGCUGGCAAUGACAGAUGGGAAACAGCUCAUUUUUGGCAUAGAAUAUCGGCGGAUUAACAGCUUGAAAGUCUUCCUACCUUCGGGCAUCAAGAUCUCCAUCAAGGACGUCUACGUUAGGCGGGGAAUGUUAAUGCUUGUUCCGGAGAAUGUGGAUAUUAUUGGCGGGUGCAUUGAGGAGCUUGAGGAGGCACGGUGUAGAAUGGUGAAAAGGUGGAAUGAGCCCCCAAAGGGAAGAGGACGUCAGAUCGGGCCCCAGAUGACGUUGAUGGAGGCGGCGAGGGCUGCAGCUUGGUCUCAGACAGGGGAUGGUGUUCCUGCAAGUGGCAUUCCACCAAGUGGUAUUCCUGAAAAUGCCAAUGGAGCGGCAACAAGGCCAUCUGUUCCAGCCACAAACAGCAGGCCUGGAGUUAAUUUUGGUGCUGGUGCCGGUGUGGGUGUGAGUGGCUCAACUCUGGGGAUGGGGCAGAGUAUGCAGACGAACAGACCCCAUCAAGGUGGCAGGCCCAUUGUUGCAGCGGCGCCGGGUGUCGCAACAACUCCGAUGCAGGAGCCGUAUGCUGCAGAUCGACACGCUCGGCAAGUGCAGUCAUCCGGCCAACCGACUUGUGCGGAAGGAUCAGAGCAAGGUCAGCAGUUUCGAGCACAUGUGCAGCCUCCUGGCAGCGCUUCGGAUCCUGAUCCUCUGCGCUCUGAGAAUAGAACUUCACGUUUUCAGUCUGUCACAGGUGAUGGUCGUCUGCCCCAGCAUCGUCAUAUGCCCCCACAUUUACAACCUUUACCAGAUGAGGAUGAAGAUGAAUUUGUGCUAGAUGAAGACAGAAUUCCCCCUCACAUGCAGCCACUGCCAGAUGAUGAUGACGACGAUGGCGGCGAUCUGUUGCCACAUCAGAAUCUUCCCCCUCAUCUGCAGCCACUGCCAGAUGAUGAUGAUGAUGAUGAUGAUGAUGGUGGCUAUCUGUCGCCACAUCAGCAUCUUCCCCCCCAUCUGCAGCCACUGCCAGAUGAUGAUGAUGAUGAUGGCGGCUAUCUGUUGCCACAUCAGAAUCUUCCCCCCCAUCUGCAGCCACUACCAGACGACACACCCACUGGAUCUACUAGGGACAUGCACCAACGCAGGGGGGACUUAUCACCAGCCCAUCAACCCUUCCCUGAGGGUAUGGGUCAUGCACACCGCAGUGGUGAGAAGAGAGGCCGGGUUGGUGAUAAUGAGCCAUUGAAGGGUGUCGCGAGCAACAUUGGGAGCGCAUGUGAGUUGCCAUUACAUGGCAGGAUGCCAAGGUUGGGGUCCGUCACAGAUGGCAGAGAGCAGGCUUCUGACCUGGGAGACUCUGCCAUUCUGAAAAAAUGCACCGAUUCUGCAAGUAUGUUGGCGAGGAGGACUGCAGCAGAUGAAGCCAGCAUUGCAGGGGGGCCUGCGUCAGAGGCAUGCCGCGUGAGAUCAUCAACAGGAAUGCAAACAUCAUCUAUUGGUGAGAUGCCUACUGUCCGGGGAAAUGUUGCUGCGUCACCUGUGUCCAUAUCAAGGCCACUACCUGGGAAUAGUGGUGCGGUGCCCAUGGAGAUCGAGGAUGACGACGAUAAUGAUGAGCAGCGCCCGCCGUUACGACCGACAGCGCCACAACAGCACCAGCAGCAGCAGCAGGGCUCAGUGAGAAGUGGUCAGCAAGCAGAGGGAGGCAAGCUCCAGAAUCCGGACCCUUGCGAUGACAGAAGGGACCGCACGGGACCGUACACAGCUUCCCCCGACACAGUGGAUGAAUACCAUCCCUUUACUUAUCUGGCCGAUUUGAUUGAAAGAUCGACGGGGCAAGAGGAAGGAUUUGCCACAGGCCGAAUCAAGGGGCUACUUGUUGGUGUCAAGAGUUUCGAGUUCCGGAAGACUGAGAAGUUCAAAACUAUUGUAUGGAUUGACGAUGGUUCAGCGAUCACUGUGGCUUGUAUUGACCAUGAGUUCGUUAGGUCGCUUCUCUGCGACGAUCCGAAAACAAUAUCUGCAAACAUGGCGCCUGGUGCUGACGCAGGGCUGAUGCGCGAUACGAGAAACCGGUUGCUGAAAAUGCAAGAGUACUUCAGAAACUUCGAGGGCACAAUGGAUGUGAAGGUGCCCGGCAAGAAAGAGAAGGAGUCAAUGGAGGCAGAGUGGGCAGGCAAGGGAGUGUGUGCAAUCAUCACGGCCAUGACAGAGGGGUUUACAUCUGCGGAGGGCUUGGAUCUACUUUCAAGACUAUCCAAAAAUGUGGAUAGAAGUGUUUUGCAACACCACACAAAAUAGGGACACAUUCAGGAGGGAGGUGUCCCCCAGGCAUCAGACUGAUUGGUUGGAACCAGGGGAAGGAGGAGAAGGGGGAAGAGCACGGGGAGAGGGGAAGGUGGCAUCGGGGAGAGAGGAAGGUGGCAUUCGGGAGAGAACGCCUGAUCUAGAUGGUGAAAGAGAGGAUGGCGAUUGCAUGCAGAGAGAUGGGAACAAAGGCGCACGUGUAUG